Nerophis ophidion (straightnose pipefish) is the source of this 1940-nucleotide messenger RNA. RefSeq lists its product as uncharacterized. Bases 42 to 1574 code for a protein of 510 amino acids. Gene Ontology annotation, molecular function: structural molecule activity. NCBI's taxonomy places the organism in Eukaryota, Metazoa, Chordata, Actinopteri, Syngnathiformes, Syngnathidae. Gene Ontology annotation, biological process: cell adhesion; bicellular tight junction assembly. The record is from RefSeq and is a predicted model, not a curated record. The transcript has 3 exons. Gene Ontology annotation, cellular component: plasma membrane; bicellular tight junction.
GUUUCCUGACGGCAACGUCACCAGUUUGUAGUUUCUUCGCCAUGGGGAAGAUCGGCAAAGAGACGGCAGGUCAGAUCAUCAGCUUCAUUGGGCUGGUGGGGGUGGCGGUGACCACUGGCAUCCCAUUGUGGAGAGUGACAUCCUUCAUCGGCGCCAACAUCGUGACGGGCCAGAUCAUUUGGGACGGCCUGUGGAUGAACUGCGUGAUGCAGAGCACCGGGCAGAUGCAGUGCAGGCUGAACGAAUCGGUAAUGAGACUGACACCAGAUCUGCAGGCCGCCAGAGCCCUGGUCAUCAUCUCCCUUGUCUUUGGCUUCAUCGGCUUCAUGAUCACAUUCAUCGGAGCUAAAUGCACCAGCUGCCUGCAGAAGGAGAGGUCCAAGGCCACAGUGGUGAUCAUAGGCGGUUGCCUCCUCAUCCUCGCCGCAGUCCUGGUCCUGGUUCCUGUCACCUGGUCAGCCACCAUCACUAUCACCGACUUCCAAAACCCCUUGACCAUCAACACGCAGAGGAGGGAAAUCGGAGCCGCCAUAUACAUCGGCUGGGGCUCUACUGCAAUCCUCCUGAUCGGCGGAAUCAUCCUCACCACCUCCUGCCCUCCUAAGCAACCCAUUUAUGGAUACCCUGGUUACCAACCAGCGCCCAUCUACCCUUACUCAAACGGGUCCACAUAUGCCCCUGUGUAUGCUCCGACCUCCAGUCAACCAUACACGGGAAGUGGCUCGUACGCGCCGACAAAGCCAUACAGGGCACCAACAACAUACCCAGCUCGACAUGUGUCAGGACGACUGUUCUUCUCGUCGAAACUCUUCGUGGUCCUGGUGAAGAAUCUUGUCAGGCAGGUUGAUCGCACACAAACGUUCCGCAGGCUUCAUUCGACGUUGCAUUCAACUUGCUUCCAAGUGUUCUUCUUCUGCCUUGAAAUCAAACAAGAGGUCAUCAUGGUGUCACUGGGACGACAAAUGCUGGGUUUCAUCUUGGCCGUCAUUGGCUUCCUAGGCACCAUUAUCGUAUGCGCGCUGCCCAUGUGGAAGGUGACGGCCUUCAUCGGCGCCAACAUCGUGACGGCGCAGGUCAUAUGGGAGGGCUUGUGGAUGAACUGUGUGACACAGAGCACAGGUCAGAUGCAGUGUAAGAUCUACGACUCUCUACUGGCUCUGCCUGAGGACCUGCAGGCCGCCAGGGCUCUGGUGGUCGUCGCCAUCAUCGUCGCUGCAGUAGGGAUCCUCCUGGGCAUCGCCGGGGGCAAGUGCACCAACUUUGUGAGGGACACGACCGCCAAAUCCAAAGUGGCCAUCGCCGCCGGGGUCGUCUUCAUCUGCGCCGGUGUUCUGGUCCUCAUCCCCGUUUCCUGGUCGGCCAACACCAUCAUCAGGGAUUUCUACAACCCCAUUCUGACCAACGCUCAAAGGCGGGAGCUGGGUGCCGCCCUCUACAUCGGCUGGGGUACGGCCGCACUCCUGAUCCUGGGAGGGGCCCUCCUCUGCAGCUCUUGCCCACCCAAGGACAGCCCGGAGUACCCUGUCAAGUAUUCUGGCGCCCGAUCCACAACCACCAGUCGAGCCUACGUCUAAUGACUCUCCUGAAAACGACUUUUAAAUAUUGUCUCCAGCAAAUCUCCUCACGUGUGAGCUUCUCAGAACGCAAGUUGUGUCUUAAGGUUUGUUUUUUUAAUGGCGAGAGCCACUUUGGGAGAAAUUUGUCUUUCUGGAGGCGAGAGGACAUGACGCCAAAGUGCGAAACAGAGAUUUUUUUUAAUCUUGUGUGAAAGCAAAAUAUUUGGAGUUGCUUGAAGUACUGUCGGAAACUAUUUGUACAGCCUUAUCUUCUAUUGUGAAUUUAUUUUGUGCAUAAAACGUUUGACAAGCAUCCUCUUUCAUUAGCAUAGUUUUGUUUACCAAUGAUUACAGCUAUUUAAUAAAACAUUUACUUCACUGAUA